CGUAAAGCUGGCCGGCAGGAAGGCGGCGAGGGGAUUGCGACAGUUGUGAGGCGGCGGAAGUAAAGCAAUUUCCCCCGAGUGUGUGGAAUCCGCCUUUUCGAAGGCGGCGCUUAUUUGCUCAGCGAGAACAAGAUGGCGUCGGUGUGGGACGAAGCGGAGGAUGGCAUCGGCGAGGAGGUGCUCAAGAUGUCCACCGAGGAGAUCGUGCAGCGGACCCGCCUCCUGGACAGCGAGAUCAAGAUCAUGAAGAGUGAAGUAUUAAGAGUAACCCAUGAGCUACAAGCCAUGAAAGAUAAGAUCAAAGAAAACAGUGAGAAGAUCAAAGUGAAUAAAACCCUGCCUUACCUUGUUUCCAAUGUCAUAGAGUUACUGGAUGUUGAUCCCAAUGACCAAGAAGAAGAUGGAGCAAAUAUUGACCUUGAUUCUCAAAGGAAGGGCAAGUGUGCUGUAAUCAAAACCUCCACACGUCAGACUUAUUUCCUGCCUGUGAUUGGGUUAGUUGAUGCUGAAAAAUUGAAGCCUGGAGACUUAGUGUUAUUUUCUUUUAGAUUUGAUAGUGAAAAGGCUGGUGAUCGUGAAGUACAGAGGACCAUGCUGGAAUUGCUGAACCAGCUUGAUGGAUUCCAACCCAACACACAAGUGAAAGUGAUUGCUGCCACCAACCGCGUGGAUAUUCUAGAUCCUGCUCUACUCCGUUCAGGACGGCUGGACCGUAAGAUUGAAUUCCCAAUGCCCAACGAGGAGGCCAGAGCUAGGAUUAUGCAGAUCCAUUCACGCAAGAUGAAUGUCAGUCCUGAUGUAAAUUAUGAAGAGCUGGCUCGUUGUACAGAUGACUUCAAUGGUGCACAGUGCAAAGCUGUGUGUGUUGAAGCGGGAAUGAUUGCACUGCGGCAUGGAGCUACUGAACUUACCCAUGAAGAUUACAUGGAAGGAAUCUUGGAAGUGCAGGCCAAGAAGAAAGCCAACCUACAAUAUUAUGCCUGAAUCUUUCACCUAAAAUUGUUUACUAAGGCCUUGACUGAGAAAGCAGGAUCAAAACAGUUGGAACUGAACUGUCUAAUUUUCUUUUAUGUAAUGGGGAAAAAUAAAGCAUCUGUUUUGAUGAA
Molecule: messenger RNA, 1106 nt
Organism: Sceloporus undulatus (fence lizard)
Lineage: Eukaryota; Metazoa; Chordata; Lepidosauria; Squamata; Phrynosomatidae
Gene: PSMC3
Product: proteasome 26S subunit, ATPase 3
Exons: 9
Coding region: 133-984 (283 amino acids)
Biological process (GO): proteasome-mediated ubiquitin-dependent protein catabolic process
Cellular component (GO): proteasome regulatory particle, base subcomplex
Molecular function (GO): ATP binding; proteasome-activating activity; ATP hydrolysis activity
Source: RefSeq, a predicted model, not a curated record